AAGGAGUGGGUCUCAAACCCAGAGGACAACAUGUGGCGCUUGGGCGAGUAUCUUACAGAACAAGGAGUAGGUUGCUGGCAUUGAACACAUGGCAAAUAUUUCAGAAAGCUUCAAGAUCAAGUUGGAGAAAGAGACAGUUGUUCUUCCAAAUUCAUCUGCCUCAGCUGUUAUUUUCAUUGGAAAUGGACAAUGGAAUAGUCUCUAGCUUUAUCAUGAUCAAAAACCUCCUUCUCUUUUGUAUUUCCAUGAACUUCGCCAGUCACUUUGGCUUUUCACAGAUGCCAACAAGUUCUGUCAAGGAUGAGACUAAUGACAAUAUCAUCAUAUUUACCAGGAUCUUGGAUGGGCUCUUGGAUGGCUAUGACAACAGACUGAGGCCUGGCCUUGGAGAAAAAAUCACUCAGGUGAGGACUGAUAUUUACGUUACCAGCUUUGGCCCAGUUUCAGACACAGAAAUGGAAUAUACCAUAGAUGUGUUUUUCCGACAAAGCUGGAAAGAUGAAAGGCUUCAGUUCAAAGGGCCAAUGCAGCGCCUGCCUCUCAACAACCUCCUUGCCAGCAAAAUCUGGACCCCAGAUACUUUCUUCCAUAAUGGGAAGAAGUCCAUUGCCCACAACAUGACAACACCCAACAAACUGCUCCGGCUAGAGGACGAUGGCACUCUGCUCUACACAAUGCGCUUGACCAUCUCUGCUGAGUGUCCAAUGCAACUUGAAGACUUCCCAAUGGAUGCCCAUGCAUGCCCUCUGAAGUUUGGCAGUUAUGCAUACCCUAAUUCUGAAGUCAUUUACGUCUGGACCAAUGGCACCACCAAGUCUGUGGUGGUGGCAGAAGAUGGCUCCAGACUAAACCAGUACCACCUGAUGGGGCAGACAGUGGGCACUGAGAACAUCAGCACCAGCACGGGUGAAUACACAGUCAUGACAGCACAUUUCCACCUGAAGAGGAAGAUUGGGUACUUUGUCAUUCAGACCUACCUUCCCUGCAUAAUGACGGUGAUCUUAUCCCAGGUGUCCUUUUGGCUGAACCGGGAGUCAGUCCCAGCUAGGACAGUGUUUGGGGUGACCACAGUGUUGACAAUGACGACCCUCAGCAUCAGUGCUCGGAACUCUCUACCCAAAGUGGCUUAUGCUACGGCCAUGGACUGGUUCAUAGCUGUGUGCUACGCCUUUGUGUUCUCUGCCUUGAUUGAAUUUGCCACUGUCAACUAUUUUACAAAGAGAGGCUGGGCCUGGGAUGGCAAUAAAGCCUUGGAAGCAGCCAAGAUCAAGAAAAAGGAGCAUGAACUCAUACUAAAUAAAUCAACAAAUGCUUAUACUGCUGGGAAGACGACAUACCCCCCAAACAUGCCAAAGGAACAGACCCAACUAGAGACCUUGAAUACAUCUUCAAUCUCAGUAAAACCUCCUGAAGAGAAGGCUUCUGAAAGCAAAAAGACUUACAACAGCAUCAGCAAGAUUGAUAAAAUGUCCCGAAUUGUAUUCCCAGUGCUCUUUGGCACUUUCAACUUAGUUUACUGGGCAACAUAUUUGAAUAGGGAGCCAGUAAUUAAAGGAGCAGUCUUUCCAAAAUAAAUCUCUGGACUCCCAGUGUUCAAAAGAGCCAUACUUCAAGUGACAUGGUACCAAGGACAGGUUGAGCUCAAAGGGACUUUUGUAAUGUGGGCAAUAUCUUUUAGGAAAUGUUUGCAUGUUUAUUAGUAUGUACAAAUAAUCUUGCUUUGAUUGUUUCUAUAUUUAACCCAGAUGGUUCAAAGAUAUCACCUUGAUAAAUAGAGCAAACCUAGAAAAACAAGAGACAGUUGACUCUGAAACUCAGAUGCUCAGUAUCUUACGUUGAUAGUUUACAAGUCAGACAAAUAUAUUUUUAACUACUCCAAAUGUUACUAAACAAUUCUUUUUAUACUUCAAAUGUCAUUUCAUACAAAUUUUCCCAGCCAAAAAAAAAAAAAAAUUAGGAAAUGCUCCAUGAUUAUUACCUGAAAAAAUAUUGCAAGAAACAAAGAUCAUGAAGAAUGUGUUUUUAAUUAAAAGGAGCUGUUGGCAUUUAUGUACAACAUUAAUUGCUUUUGAUAAUUCAUAUUGUUCUGAAA
Molecule: messenger RNA, 2092 nt
Organism: Orycteropus afer afer
Lineage: Eukaryota; Metazoa; Chordata; Mammalia; Tubulidentata; Orycteropodidae
Gene: GABRA5
Product: gamma-aminobutyric acid type A receptor subunit alpha5
Biological process (GO): nervous system process; gamma-aminobutyric acid signaling pathway; signal transduction
Cellular component (GO): dendrite membrane; neuron projection; synapse
Molecular function (GO): transmitter-gated monoatomic ion channel activity involved in regulation of postsynaptic membrane potential; inhibitory extracellular ligand-gated monoatomic ion channel activity; GABA-A receptor activity
Source: RefSeq, a predicted model, not a curated record